UGAUCUUUUUGACAUUGUUUUAAAACAGCAAAACUAUUUUUAAAAACGUGAACUGUCACCCAUGGCUUCAGCAGAUUUAACCCCUAAUUUGGAGGUCGGCGGGUUAACCCUUGAUUUGGAAACGUCUGCAAAAUUCGUGAAGCUCUGCGCAUUGAAAUUCGGAUGGGGAGAAUUGUCAGGAGCUACAGUGAUGGACCUCGGAUGUGGCAAAGAUGUGCCUUGUGCCAAAACCGUUCUCGAACAUUUCCCGAAAGUCAAAUCCAUCAUUGCUCUCGACAGCAGCCGAGAACAGCUUGAUGCAAUUACUUUCAGAUCUGAUAAAAUCGUACACUUUCUUGCGGAUAUAACACACAGGAGAGAAAUUCGUCAGUAUGAAAGAAAAGUCGACAAAAUCGUUUCAACUAACGUUCUCCAUCAGAUUCCCGGCAAAGAAAGAGUAUUUAGGAAUGUUUAUCGAUUAUUGAAAUCUGGAGGGGAGGCUGCAUUUCUCUUCACAUCGGAUUUGGGAAUCUACCAUGUCUUGGAGAGCCUGCAAAUGGAUGACAAGUAUAAGGAUUAUUUCAAGGGUUCAGACAUCACAGAAUGGUAUUCUAGGAAGCUUAAAUCGAAUGACUACAGAGAAAUGCUCGAAAGAUAUCGGUUUGAAGUCAUCGAAAUAACGGAAAUGAAGGACCAUAUGUUUAUAGAACAAUAUGGAUUAUUUGAAAACACAUUGUUCAAAUCAGUAGCCGCAGCUUUUUCUGUGCCUUCGGAAUUGGUGACUGAAAUCAAUGAGGCGGCUUCAAAUCUUUAUCGAACUAAAUUCUCCGAGCGAAGAUCUAUAUACGCAUCGACCGAGAUAUCCAUUCUUGUGAAAAAGCGAUCCGACGUUUCACGCAAUACAUGCUCCAAUUCUUAAGACUAGUGGAAAAUUUUAAAUUGCUUUGUAUUUUUAUGCAUGUUUUAAAGCAGAUAAUUUUAAUAAAAUUUUAAACUUUUAA
Argiope bruennichi is the source of this 980-nucleotide messenger RNA. RefSeq lists its product as uncharacterized. The record is from RefSeq and is a predicted model, not a curated record. The coding region runs from base 62 to 898 and encodes 278 amino acids. The transcript is spliced from 5 exons. Lineage: Eukaryota; Metazoa; Arthropoda; Arachnida; Araneae; Araneidae.